Messenger RNA from Lolium perenne, 2262 nucleotides. The record is from RefSeq and is a predicted model, not a curated record. Lineage: Eukaryota; Viridiplantae; Streptophyta; Magnoliopsida; Poales; Poaceae.
AUGCCGCCCCGCCGAGAGCCCGAGGUGCCAGCCUAUGUUCAGCAGAUGAUGGAAGCACAGGCCCAGCUGAUGCAAGUAGUGACUCAAACCAUAGCCCAGCUGAACAACAACCUGCAGAACAAUAACAACAAUCCACCACCCCCGCCACCGCCACCUCCGCCACAGCAGGACCGUCUGACUAGGUUCCUGAGGUUGAACCCUCCCACAUUCUCCAAUUCUCCUGAGCCAAUCGUAGCUGAUGACUGGCUGCGUACAAUUAACAAGAAAUUGGACACCAUUCAAGCACAUGGGGAAGAGAAGGUGCGGUUCGCCGCACAUCAGCUUGAAGGACCCGCAGCUGAAUGGUGGGACAACUACCAGAUCACCUACCCUGACAUCGCAACCAUCACUUGGGAUCAGUUUCAGAAUGCUUUCCGCACUGCUCAUGUUGCUUCUGGAGUCAUUGCUCUGAAGAGGCGCGAGUUUCGUGACUUGCGCCAGGGAUCUCGCUCCUUGUCUGACUAUGCUGAGCUCUUCAACAAGUUGGCUCGUUAUGCACCUGAAGAUGUGAACACUGAUAGGAAGAGGUACGCCAAUUACCAGGAGUUGUAUGACAGCGCAGUGGCAGUUGAGUCCAAGCACAACAGUAUGGAGAACCGGAAGAGAAAGCACGGAUAUGACAAGUAUGGAUCAGGACCAGCUCACAAGAUGCGGUCAUAUGGAGAAGGUAGUGGAAGUUCUGGCCAUCACAAGUAUGGUGGCAAUGAUGGUGGAAGCAAGCACCACCACAAUGGUCACAAGAAUCACCACCACAACAACUCUUGGAAGAGUAAUGGCAACCAUCAUGGAAAUGGCAAUGUCCACAACAACGGCAAUGGCCACGAUAACAACAAUGGUCAUCGCUUUGUGAAGAAGGACCUCAGCCAGGUGGAGUGCUUCAAGUGCAGGAAGACAGGACACUUUGCCAAUGACUGCCCUGAGAAGAAGGCUGAGGAAGCAAGGAAGGUUGUGGAUGCGAGCAAGCCGAACCCGUUCCGGAAGGGGCAUGCCAACCAUGUCAAUGUUGAGGAGAUCUAUGAUGAGCCGGACGCAGUGAUCGGUACGUUCAUGCUCAAUUGCUUUUCAGCACUUGUUCUAUUUGAUACUGGUGCAUCGCAUUCUUUCAUAUCAAGAGCAUUUGUGGUUAAGAAUAAUCUUCCCACUGAAACAACGGGAUGCCCUCUUAGAGUAAGCUCUCCAGGGGGAGAGAUGUUAGUAACUGAUGGAUGUAGAAAUUUGACCCUGCAAAUUGGAAAACAUAAGUUCCCAGCCAACUUAGUAGUCCUACCAUCCCAAGGUCAAGAUGUAAUCUUGGGCAUGGAUUGGAUGACCACUUAUGGAGGCAUAAUAGAUUGUGCAAAGAGAUCAAUUACACUCACAACCCCAGAAAUGAAGAGGAUUCGUUUCAAUUCAACCUUUGAGCUUAAAAGUAGUAAGGUCAACUCUCUUAAGGGGGUUAGCAUGGAGACUGUGCUCGUUGUGAGAGAAUACCCGGACGUGUUCCCAGAAGAGUUGCCAGGAAUGCCACCGGACAGAGAAGUUGAGUUUCUUAUUGAACUGUUGCCUGGAACUGGACCAAUAGCCAAGAGACCAUACAAGAUGGAUGUGGAGGAAUUGAAGGAGUUGAAGAAGCAGCUUAAGGAACAGUUGGAAAAGGGUUUUAUCCGACCUAGUUCAUCGUCAUGGGGAGCCCCUGUUUUGUUUGUGAUGAAGAAAGAUUCUAGCAAGAGAUUGGUAAUGGAUUAUCGAUCACUCAAUGAAGUCACUAUCAAGAACAAGUACCCGUUGCCCAAUAUCAACGACCUAUUUGACCAACUGAAGGGAGCAAAGGUGUUCUCCAAAAUUGAUCUUCGAUCGGGCUACUUCCAAAUGAAGAUCAGAGAGCAAGACAUACCUAAGACCGCAUUCACUACUAGAUACGGGAAGGCUAACGUUGUAGCCGAUGCGCUGAGCCGUAAGAGCUAUGUAAAUGGCCUCAUUGCUGGAGAAUUACCCGAGGAACUGUGUGAACAAUUUAAGGACCUCAGACUAGAGGUUGUGCCAAAAGGUUAUUUGGCAUCACUUGAAGUUCAGCCAACACUAAUGGACAGAAUUAGAGAAGCUCAAAAGUUAGACAAAGAAAUAGAGGAGAUUAAGGUCAAUAUGAGCGAAGGCAGAGCAAAAGGAUUUCAUGCAGAUGAACAAGGAACCAUAUGGUUUGAGAAGCGUAUCUGUGUACCCCAGGACCCGAGCUUAGGAAGUUGA